Molecule: messenger RNA, 2650 nt
Organism: Kickxella alabastrina
Lineage: Eukaryota; Fungi; Kickxellomycota; Kickxellomycetes; Kickxellales; Kickxellaceae
Exons: 1
Coding region: 167-2557 (796 amino acids)
Biological process (GO): protein polyubiquitination
Molecular function (GO): ubiquitin protein ligase activity
Source: RefSeq, a predicted model, not a curated record
UAGUAUUCUUGUAGCGCUAUUUUUACACCCUGUUCAUUUGACAUUGCAUAGCAUAUCCCACACCUAGUCAUUCGACGGCCUUGCAUCACCAACCUCACUGCCACCACCACUACCACAAUCCUACGAGCCUUGACCGUCUUUUGACAGAUCCUGUUUAGCACGAAUAAUGGCCGAAUCGCCAGAUAACAACCGCAAGCGGAAGCGCAUCGUGCCGCGUCGGCGACUUUCAAAGGAAACAUCGCCAUCCGCAGGCGCAAUGACCACUAGGUCGCGGUCGCAGUCAAUAGCGCAGCUGGCGGCGAAGACGGCCAAGACGGGAGAAGGACUAUCGGCGGGCGAGCAACAGCGCAAAUUGGUCAGAGGCACCAGUACCGGCAUCGGCAUUGGCACGGCGUACUCCUCUCGCGCUAAGGCCUCGACAGCAGAUGGCGACGACAAGCACACAGAUGGAGUCGAAGAAGGCAGCGAGUCCGAGGAAAAGGCAGACUCGCCUCGGGGCCGCUUUGUGCGGACCAGCACGCUUCUUGGCGAACUUAGGGGGGACCAUGAAGUUGUGGCCAAGCUUAAGCAGAUGUUUUCCGACCCAUGCACGCUGGCCCGCAGCUUUCCGCAGACCGACGCCGCACUGGCCUCCAGAUGCCCGGUUGAUGUUUGCGAUGUGCGCAUGACAUACUCCUUGCUCUUUGGGCGCAGCUCUGACAAGAUAUUAGCCGAACUGCGUGCAUUGACGAUCGGCAUUGUCACGACGCUUUGCUCCGAGUCCUGUGACGAGCACAACAACCAGAUGAGUGCCGUACUCAUACUGCUUCUCAAUCCGAAGAUUACAGAGUACAAGCUGGCGAGCGGUGCCUGUAUGUUUCCCGAACUGUGUAAUGCCAUCAUGGGCCAGCCUCCUGCGCAGCGCAAUGUCCUCAUGCAAUACUUCACUAUUUCUGAUGGCACCUCAAGCCUGAGCCCGGCCAGCGCGGCGGAAAACACGCAUGGAUUUACGCUGAGUGCAAAACCAUCCAAAGUGACGCUGGCAUUGCAGGACAGCGACAGCGACAGCAAUGAUAAGAGCGCGUCAUUCGGGCGCUAUAUCGAUGUGUUUCAGUCGUACAUAAGCCGCGAGACGAACAAAGCCGCCCGCCGCACUCUGCCAGCGACAGCUACCGCAGCUGCCACUGAAGCAGCGCCGCAAAAAGUCAGCUUGCAUGUGCUGAACAGCUGUUUGCUGCCUGUCGUCGCGCAGUGCCUGGCGCUGAUGAACAAAUACAACAACACACACGACAUUGUGCCGUAUGCCUUCUUUUACAACAGCGUAGUCAACGAGCAUAUUGACAUCAAGGAAGAUGUGCCGCGUUUUCGGCUGCCUGACGGCGUGUCCUUUUGCAGCUACCCAUUUUUGCUGUCACCGACCACGAAGAGCGAAAUCAUCCGCAUAGAGAGCGUGAUUCUCAUGCGCACGGAGCUGCAAGACUCAUUCUUUCGCGCCAUGUUCACUGGCGUCACCUGCCCGUACCUGGUCCUUGAGGUUCGCCGCGACAGUCUGGUGCGCGAUACACUGUACCAGCUGGACCUGAAACUGAGCCAAGAUUUGCGAAAGCAGCUCAAGGUGCGGUUCGUGGGCGAGGAAGGCGUGGACGAGGGCGGCGUGCAGAAAGAGUUUUUCCAGCUGAUUGUGCGCGAUGUUUUUGCUGCGAAGUACGGCAUAUUCAGAGCCAACGACGAGUCGCAGUACCACUGGUUCAGCCCGCAGGACGACCCGUCAAAGGACGCGCUGGAGGAGAUGCGGCUGACCGGGCAGCUCAUUGGCCUGGCUGUGUACAACGCAGUCAUCCUUGACAUCCACCUGCCGCCGGCUAUGUACAAGAAGCUGCUGGGAGUGCCGGUGACCAGGGACGAUUUACACGAGGUCGAUCCAGCUCUGCACCACGGGCUGAUGCAGCUUCUCAAGAUGACAGCCGAGGAGCUAGAGUUUUUGGACCGCACAUUCGAGGUCGAGUCCACCAGCCUCGGCGAGCUGCGCACAUUCGAGCUGCUUCCGGGCGGCGCACAGAUUCCGCUCACUGUGGACAACCGGGAACAAUUCAUCGACCAAUACGUGGACUUUGUGUUCAACACUUCGUGCGCCAAGCAAUUUUCAGAGUUCAAAGCCGGCUUUGACCGCAUCUGUGGGACGUCGUACGUGCGUUUUAUGCGGCCCCAAGAGCUAGAGCUGCUUGUGUGUGGGUGUUCGGAUCUGGAUUUUGGUGCCCUAGAAGGCUCGACCAUCUACGACGGCGGGUACUCCAAGAGCACCAAGGUCAUUCAGCAUUUCUGGCAGGUGGUCAGCGAGUUCACUGACGAGCUCAAGCGCAAGUUGCUUUUCUUUGCCACUAGCAGCGACCGCGUGCCCAUUGGCGGGCUCAGCAAGCUCCACUUUGUCAUUGCCAAGAACGGAGGUGACUCGGACCGCCUGCCCACUUCACACACAUGCUUCAAUGUGCUACUGCUGCCAGAGUACACUACACUAGAGAAACUCCGCGAGCGGCUUUUGACUGCCAUUCACAACUCUGAAGGGUUUGGCAUGAUAUAGUGUUUUUUCAAAUAAAUUAUUUUGCCUCGUGUUUGAGCAAUAUUUACAUGCGCCCGCGUGCGCUCUGAGAUAAAGGCAUGCGAUUAUCUGUUU